Messenger RNA from Sinocyclocheilus grahami, 1343 nucleotides. RefSeq names its product sphingosine 1-phosphate receptor 4-like. The coding region runs from base 170 to 1342 and encodes 390 amino acids. Gene Ontology annotation, biological process: G protein-coupled receptor signaling pathway. Gene Ontology annotation, cellular component: membrane. Gene Ontology annotation, molecular function: sphingosine-1-phosphate receptor activity. NCBI's taxonomy places the organism in Eukaryota, Metazoa, Chordata, Actinopteri, Cypriniformes, Cyprinidae. The transcript is spliced from 2 exons. The record is from RefSeq and is a predicted model, not a curated record.
CAUCAGAGCAUGGCUCAAUACCAGUUACACCAGCAUCAUUAAUAGAAGGUCAUCCUGAGAGGGCACAGAUAUUCCUGAGAAGCCGGAGUCUGAUUGCCUGGAGUCCGAUUGCAUUGAAAACUGAAUCGACCCCAGUGAGAUUCAACUCCGUGUUCCUGCUUCUCACACCAUGGAGGUCCUGCGUUCUUUCAGCUCCGCCUCUUCCUGUCCCGACGUCUACAACUGGACCAGCAGCAGCAGUCUCAUCCUGGAGCAUUACAACUUCACCGGACGCCUCCACCACCGCAAGCCCUCCAAGAGAAGCGUGAGCGCCAUCACCCUCCUGUUCCUGGGCUUCAGUGUCUUCAUCAUCCUGGAGAACCUCAUGGUGCUGCUGGCCGUGCUUUUCCGGGUCCGUCUGCACCAUCGUUGGAUAUUCAUCUGCAUCGCCAACAUCGCACUGAGCGACUUGCUGACGGGAUCCGCCUACGUGGUCAACAUCUGCAUGUCCGGCGACAACACCUUCAAGCUAAGCCCAGUUCUGUGGAUAUUCCGCGAAGGACUUUUGUUUGUAGCCUUAGCGGCGUCCAUAUUCAGCCUGCUCUUGAUCGCCGUGGAGCGCUACGCCACCAUGAUGAAGCCCGUCCACCAGAAAUCCGCCACAAAGACUUACCGAAUCUACAUAAUGGUGGUGCUCUGCUGGGUAACGGCGCUCGUAAUCGGAUUCCUUCCGCUGAUGGGCUGGAACUGCGUUUGCGACCUGAGAAGUUGCUCCACACUUCUGCCACUCUACUCCAAGAGCUACAUCUUGUUCGCCCUGGUCAUCUUCUUCAUAAUCCUGCUCACAAUCGGCGCUCUCUAUUUCGCCAUCUACUGCCACGUCCGCAGUAGCACCGAGACCAUAUCCGUGCGCAGCCGCAAGCGUUCGCUGCGCCUCCUGAAAGCCGUCAUCUCCAUCGUUGGAGUCUUCAUGGUGUGUUGGGGUCCUUUGUUCAUCCUCCUGUUGGUGGACUUCUUCUGCUCCUCUCGUAACUGCAGCACACUCUUCAAUCCCGAAUGGGUCAUCGCCAUGGCCGUGCUCAACUCGGCUAUGAACCCGCUCCUUUACUCAUUCGGCAGCCUGGAGCUGCGCAAAGCCAUCGCGACGCUCCUGUGCUGCUGCUGUCUGAAGGUGGGACUGUGCGACCCCAAGACCUUCAUGUCCAAGGAGACUUCCAGCACCUCCGGGAGUCGACAUAGUAGCCUGCGCAACAGCUUCAGCAAGGUGCGAAACCUGAGCACCAGCCCGCAGCCCGAACCCAAGAACGUCAAGAAAACACGCCUCAGCUCCACCACUUCUUGUUUAUCCGCAUCGAGCGGUUAAG